AAGCCUAAACCAAUCAAGAUGAAGACCGUUACUUGUCAAAUGUUCCCACUAUCAGUUCACUUAAAUAUAAUAGAUAUGAAUAUUCCUCAUGUUUGUUAUGGACAAUCAUACGUUAAAUAUGGCGCGUAAUAAAACUCCAUUUAUUGCUUCAAAAAAUCCAGUGACGGAAAUUCUUCCCUCAGAUAUUCACAGAAUAUAUAAUUUACCAUCAAGUAAUCGUGUACUCUUAUGCCAAGAGAUUCUUGAUGCACACACAUCAUACUCAAUACCAAUAACACCAGAACUGCAAAAUAAUAUGACAUAUCCAAGGAAUUUCUCAAACGUGUUGCAUAAUUCCAGGAAUAGUGGAGCUACAUCACGCCACUGUUUAAACCAUCCACUCAGUAUAUUACCGUAUAUAUAUUCUCCUAAUACAUCAUCUGCUACUGAUUAUUUCAAAUGUGAUAAUGAUUGUAGUAAUGGACAGCAUAGAAGUGAACUUUCAUCACCAUACUUAAAUCAUUUCUGUGAUUUUGGUCAUACAGAAACUAUGAGUUCUUCAACACCAGCGAAAAUAUCUAGAAAAAGUCGUAAUCAUUCAACACAUCAAUGGACUUGUUUAUGCCCAUAUCCGAUAAAUGAAACCAAUGAAUAUACAAAUAAACAAAUUAAUUACGAUAGUUACAAUAACAACGACACUACUAAAUAUUUCAGUAUUAAUGAAGAUAGAAUUCAAAAUAGUGAAAAUUUCCAAAGAAUUCAUGAGAACUGUUUAAACCAAUCAAAUACCAUUAAUUUGUCAUUAUUAUCUAAAUCAUCAACAUCAUCACCGUCAACAUCAUUUGAAUGUGCACGUAGUUUUAUUCGAUUAAGAAAUGCACGUGAACGUGAACGCGUACGAUGUGUUAAUGCUGGUUAUGAAUUAUUAAAACGUCAUUUACCACUAACCAUAUUACCUGAUAGAAGAUUAGCUAAAGUUGAAAUAUUACGUGGUGCUAUUAAUUAUAUCAAUGCAUUAAAAGAAUUACUAGAAAAUUAAUUCAAAAAUCAACAAAUAUCCAUUAUCAUCACCCUCACCUUAUAAUAAAUUUUCACCAUAAAUGUACAUAUAUAUAUUCUCAAUCGUUAUUAUUAUUAUUAUUAUUAAUUAACAACAGUUUUGAAAGAAUAGCUACUACCUAUCUAAUCAUCAUACUUCUUUA
Messenger RNA from Trichobilharzia regenti, 1181 nucleotides. NCBI's taxonomy places the organism in Eukaryota, Metazoa, Platyhelminthes, Trematoda, Strigeidida, Schistosomatidae. The record is from the annotation of a GenBank genome assembly.